UGGGCCACCGGUGGGAUUUAAUCUGCAUUUUUAUUUUUAUUUAUUUAUUUAUUUUUUACGACCACCACGCUUCGCCCUCAGUCUGCAGCCGGGCUCCUCAGUCACUCCUCCCCUCCGCCUCCCAGUCCGAGUACGUCCUUCAUUAAGGGGAGCAGCCCGUCGCCUCUCGCCGCUGCUCAAACGUGGAGGGUAAGACACGAGGAGGGACGCCCGCCGCUGCGUGAGCGGCUCUAUUGUUAGUUCAGUAAAAUUUACGGCUUCGCCUGCAUAUUUAGUGCAUUUCACGACGUCUUCGUCUCCAGGGCCGAAAGGGAGUGACUGUUUCUGCAGGAGUCCUAAUGAGCGGAGUCGACGUUUGAAAGGACAUAAGAGGAACUGACCACUCAAGACAGGUGUGAGCCCGUAGACGUAGAUAACAGCAGCAAGUUCAGCAGCAUCCACACCUUUUUUGAAGGAGGUAAUGAAACCGGAUGGGGGCAUGGAAACUACAGAGCCCAGUGAAGGUGAAGCAGCUGCUGCUACAGCAGAAUCUUCCUCAUUGCAAGGCAACAUAACUGAGCCAGCCCCAUCACAGGCAGAGGAUGUAGCAAAUGAUGCUGCUUCAGCAGCCAAUUCAAAGGCCAUUGGCAAGCCAGUUGCUGCAGAGUCCAAAGUCAAACCAAAAGCUGGUGGACCUCGAAUGAAGCCCUCAGCUUCUGCAGGGGCUUCCAGCUCACGGCCAGGUAGUGCCUCACAUCGCGUGGCAAAUGAUGUCAAAUCCUCUUCUAGUCUUUCCGCCGCUUUAGGCAAGAAAACUGCAGCAACAACUACAGCAAAAACAUCAUUAGCAGGAGCUGUACCCAAAAGACCAAUGGGUCCAUCAGCAGUUUCCACAAUAGCCAAGAAUCAAACUAGAGUGCCUGACAAGAAGUCUGCUGGACCUACCAGGACUACCUCUGUUGCUGCUGGCACAGUAACAAAUGGUACUAAAUCAUCAUUGAACGGCACACCUAAGAAGAAACCUACAACAGAGACUGUUAAUGGAGCUAAACCCAAAACUACAGCUGCUGCCACCAGCAGAGCUCCUUCCACUACUCCAAAAACCAGUGCUUCAACCACAACUAAAGCUGCCGGUGCUGCUGCAUCAAAAACCACAAGGCCUGCUACAGGUCCCUCAACUUCUCGACCUACAUCUAUCGCUUCCAGGCCUCCCACAGCUACAACCAAGCUCUCUGCCACUCCAACUGCCAAAACUGCUGUUUCCAGAGUUAAUGCAGCACCAUCUACUGGCAGGACCACAGCAGCACAGUCUAAACCACCACCUCCUGCUGCUGCUAAGAAAGAUGUCAGUCGACCACUCUCUACUACAGCAACCAAGAAACCCACAACAGCUGCAGCAUCUGCUGCUACCAAAAAACCUGAACCCUCUAAACCCGUGGCCACCAUAAGGGUAAACACUGCAUCUAAAUCAUCCACGACAAAGGCAGUGGAUUCCAAGGCAUCACAGUCCAAACCAACACAGCCUACGAAACCUGUCCUCACAAAGAAACCUGUAGCUGCCACACGAUUACCUGCCACUAACAAACCACCCCUCAGCCAAACGCCGCCUGCCUCUCCAGCCAAUAAAGCUGCAAAUGGUACACCCUCUAGAACAAAACGUGGACCCAAACCCACUCAAACUGUCCCACCAUUUUCUGCCACCAAGAAGAAAGAAGUUUCAAACACUACUGUAUCUGCUGAAGUAACACAGAGUAACACAGCUGCUGCAAUAGCAGCUGCAGCUGCUGCAACAGUGGCAGCUGUGCUAGCUGAAACACAAGCAGAUGUUACAGUGGCCUUACUGCAAGAACCAUCCCUUGCUGCCUCUGCACCAGAGGAGAUGCCCACCCCAGUUUUGCCUCAGGAGACCACUGCAGAGGUAGUGUCUCAAGAGAUCCUUCGAAGCCAGGAAGCAGCUCCCCCUCCUCCACAGAGCUCUGUCAAGAUGACCUUACCAGAGUCUCCACUCAGAGAACAAGUUGAAAGCAGUGCUCCCUUAACGACGACACAGGAGCAGAGCCCUUUCCCAGCUAUGCCUGCGUUACCUGAGGCCUCAGCUCCAGACCUAUCAGAGCUGAAUGUUCACUUAACUGACCAGAUCCCAUCUACAUCUACAGUCCUUCCAGCAGCAGCAAAUGCCAUCCCUCAGAUAGUAUCUCCAGCCAAUCUAAAUGAGGAGGAAGAUGAAGAGGAAAGGGAGGGAAGCCAGUUGGUUUCUGUGUCUGAAAUGAGUGGAACCACACAGCCCACAGAGGAGUCUCGUCCUGGGUCAGCUGGACCAGUUGGGGGGUCUGCUUGGAGAGCUGGUGGUGCCUUGCUCUCUGAGCUGGACUCUGAGGAAGUGAGCGGCAGCCAGCAGGGUGCAUCUGAACUGAGCGCCCCUGGUGUCCUGGAGGGCACAGAAAGCAUGGAUGAUCUGGGAGAUGGCAGUCUCAAAGGAGCCAUUGACAUGGAAGGAGCCUCAGCAGGUUCUCCUGACUUUGAGAAGGUUCCUGACAUACCAGUCAAUGACUUUGAUGAAGACGAAGAUGACGAGGACGACAAUGAUCGCGUGAUUGACAUGGAUGUGGGCUCUGAGAGGACAGAUGAACCACCAAGACCCAGGCAUGACAAUGAUGUAGAUGAAGAGGAAGAUGAUGAUGUAGAGAUGGCAAGUGAGGGGGUGACAGAAAGUGGGUUAGAAAGCUAUGGAAAUGCAGAUGAGGAUGACUUUGCUGAGGAUGAAAGGCUGGACAACUUGAAUAGGGUAGUACAACCACCACCUCCCCCUCCUCUGCUGCCUGCUGCGCCAGCUGCUCAGUGGGACCAACUAAACCCCUUUGCAGAUCCCUGGGCAGAAACUCUACAACAACAUCAGGUUCUUGAGCCUGAGCUGAUAGGAGCAGCUGCAGCAAGCCCUUUAGCAGACCCUUUGCGAGCAGACUCUGAGACCCCAACUCAGACCCCAGCCCAAGCCUGGCUAGAACUAGGAGCUGCCCCUUUUGUUCCUGAAAACCUUGAGGUUCCCCAUCAUUCUAUCAAAGAUGAUCCACAAAAUCUAAAGGACCAAAUGUACAUUGAUCAGAACAGCACAGCUCCAAUACAGAUUGUGCCCCUAGCCCCCAUCUCUGCCCCAGGAAUGUCUCUGUCAAGCACAGUGAGUAGUGAGACCAGCACACCUGAGGAACUGGGGGACUACAGUCGAGACAGAAAGCUCCAGCCUCAAAGUUCACAAACCCCAGUGCUUUCUCCACAACCUGACCUGGAGAGAGGAGAUGAUGUUGGAGAGGAGGAGACUGAGCCAGAGACCCUGCCUGCUGAUGAAAUCCUGGGAGGGCCUGCAACUGCCCCUACUUCCAAUCCCUCCUCAUCCUCAGUAACAGAAGAUGAGGCCAGUGACACAGAAGGAGAAGCUCAGCUGGAAGAUUCCUUGGAUAGUCCAGUAGUUUCCAACAUAACCUUUGACAGCCAGCCCUCAGCCCAGCGCGGCCUGUCCACUGUGGAGGAAGGAGAGGAGGCUGAGACAGAAACAGAGGGCCGUGCAGGGGAAGACACCACUCCACCCUCGGCUACUUCACUGGCAUCAUAUGGCUUUGACACCAUUACCACAGCUUCAAACUCCAACGCUCAGUCCGCGGGGGAGAACUGCAUCAAAAGUCCUGGUAUCUUCUCCUUAGAGGAGCUGCCCGAGGAAGCUAAGGAGCUUUGUUUGAUCCCACAGCCAUGUCUCGCAGAGCAGCAGUACAUAGAGUGUGGGAAGCAGGAAGCUGAGUCAGCUGAGCAUGUCGGGGGGGACGUCCUGGGGUCAGAGGAUGCCCCAGAUCGUUCAUCCACUCAGAUCACUUUACAGCAACCAGAGGAAAACCCAGAUGAUGCUCAGCCACCCUACUAUUCUGCUAUGUGUGAUAAAACUGAGGACUCUUUUGCAGGCUUCACUGCACUACCGCACCCUCACCGCCGCGGUCACACAGCAUACCCCAGGGCCUACUGUGACGUUAUCAAACCUCACGGUGCUGCUGUCACCCCAGCAAAGCUGACCUGUGCUGACCUCCCUCCCAGGAGCCUCGGGCAGCAGGCGCUGAGCCCUCAGCUCCGUAGACUUGAGCAACAUCAGAGACAGCUGCUGGAGCUGCAGCAACGUAGGGAGCAACAGAACAAACCGCUGGAGGAGGCGGAGCAGGAGAGGAAGAGGAGGCAAGAAGAAGAGCAGAGAAGGAAGAAAGAGGAGGCCGAAGAAGAAAUAAAGCGAAAUAAAGAGGAGGAGGAUAGGAAGAAAAAGGAGCAGGCAGAGGCUGCAAAGAAAGAAGAAGAGGAGCUUAAGCAGAGGAGAGACCUUGAGUUGCAGCUGCAGCAACAACAAGAGGAGCUGAAGCAAAGACAGCAAAUCAUGCAGUGGCAGCAAGAGCUACAGCAGUCUAAUAAAGGUCAGACGGUGCUGCUGUCCCCAUCUUCUGGCCUCUGCACCAUCUAUGAAGCCCUGGAGAACAGUGAUGAAGAGGGGGCUGAAGGUGAGGAAGGAAUAAAUGAACUAAAACCCAAUAAACAGAAGAAACUGAAGCAUGAUGCACUACAUCAAGAGGACCUUCUCAAUCCCUUGCAGGAUGGAGACCGUUCCUCCCCUUCCAAGUCUCCUGAGCAACCUCUACCCUUGGACCUGGACUGGGGGAAGAAAGUGGAUAUAGUCCAGCAGCUGAUCAAUCAGACCCUGCUGCUGAAUGGAGAUAGCUGCUCCUCCUUGCUGCUGCUGCCAGGAGGUGCAGGAGGCACACUGAGCCCCCUGGAGAGCAGCCUGUGGCCCAGUCUGCUGCCUUCACUCGCUCCUUCCUCUGCCACAGUCACCUCUGUGAGUAGUUUCUCUCCUGAGGCCACGGGGAGUUCCCCACAGGGAGAGUGGACAGUGGUAGAGCUAGAGACUCAUCACUGAAGGACUGAUCGCACACUGUAGCAGCACUCAUACAGGGAACAUGACACAAGUGCAGUCUAUACACACACCAAAAACAGGGUUUUGAAGAAUACACUGAAAAACUCUUUUACUUCUGGAGAAGAGCUGUAUGGAUUAAAGUAUUUGGGCUGGGCAUCAUGUUGACAGUGAUUAACAUAAUCUGUUAAGGGACAUAAAUUAGAUCACUCUGAAAAUCAGUGUAUGAUGGGAUUACAAAGGCAAGCUGUAUUCCUCUGCCCAGACCCAUAAAUGUGGUGCUGUAGAUCAGUGGUUCCCAACCAACAAAGGGUCACAAUGAGUCUGAGGGUAGAAAAUUACUUAGUUCCACACACUACUUGCUUUUAGUCUUUAAAUCUUUGCUUGUUUUUCUUCCAAACUACUGAGUACAUCUACUUAUUGGGGGCUUUAAAAGCACCCAGACGCAGAGCUGUGACAGGUCUUGUUUUUUUUUUUUUUUUUAGAGGUUACAACUCCAAAAGGUUUGGAACCACUGAGUUCAUUUCAGAAUUUUUCUUCCCGUACUGUGAAAACAAGCACAAAGAAAACAGUUACUGUUUGGUGGUGCUACAGUUGAAUUAUUGGCUGGUUCUCCAAGCACAAUGUUUAUUAAUGCAAAAGUCAAAGUUAGUGGUGUUUCUUGCUCUUAAGCAAGACUCUCAGGCAGUGCUGAACACAGCAAAGUAAGCCGAUUGCACUGAAGAAGGUAAAACUUGUAUGUAGACUAAGGUGCCUCUAAAAUGGUGUUUCAGUGCACAUAGGGAAAAUGGCGAUUUCAAACAGAAUAAAGAGAACUGUUUCAAUAGCAUCAAGCACCAUAUGCUUGGUUGUAUUCUUAGGCUUAUCUUGACAUUUCUGAAUGAGAAGAGGGAUAAAAUUUGACCCGAGCCAAUAUUAGCAAUUCGCCAAUAUAUUGCUAUCAGCAUUUAUAAUGGCUGAUAAAUUAAACUUUAAAAAACAACAAAAAAACAAAAGUAACGUUGCAUAGUUCAUCCACCAGACUCUGCAACUUCACUGGUGGCAACACAUUUGGAACGCCACAACCAGCAACCACCUGAUCGGAGCAGUCAGUGUAAACAAAAUCAUUUUUAAACAGCACUGUCACAUUAUCUUAGUAAGAAUUCACAAAUAACUACACAUAACAAAUUUUAGGGAAAUCUGUUUAUGUCUGAAAGGGAAAAAAACAAAAUUGGUUGACAAAUUUUUUAAUUGCCAUCAUCUAUAUCAGACAUAAAUAUCCUAAAUUGGUUGGGCUUUAGUUCAACUCUGUUAUCCCCAAACUUAACGUGCAGAUGAUAUUAUCCAAACCCUACCUUAGUUCUGUAUUUUUAUGCUUUGAUGUGCUGGAAUCUGCACACAAAAUCAAACUAGUCUGAAGAACAGGACCUGAGUGUCUUCACUGCUGUAGCUGUAACACUGCCUGAGAGUCUUUACUCAGGCCCUGAAAGCCUCUCAUGCUGCUUAAGAAGAACCCAAGCUUCAUCUCUGCUGAUGAAAUUCAAGUAGACAAGCACAACCUGACACCACAUACUGAAACUCAGCACCUCUCACUACUUGCAUGACAACACCAACUUUACUGACUAGAAUAUUACAUUUCACACACCUGAAACCAUGCGAUUACUGACACUCGGUCAGUCACAGUGGUGCAUCAUGGGAGUCUAACUGAAUAUUUUUGCUAAAUCUGUGUUGCAUGUGACCACACACACACACACACAUAUACACACACUCACACUCACUCUGAUGGUGCCAAACAGCCACUAUUGAUCCUGGUAAGGUAAACUGUUCUUCACUUGAACGUUUUUUUUUUUAUUGAAGCCAUACCUGUUUGUACGUGUUUACAUGCAUCCUCAUCACUUCAGUUAAAAGUUGAAACACACUGGAGAUAAGUGGCAUUCUGAGAUUGCACUUAAUUGAAUUCCUUAUAGUAUUUACAUUUUGUACCAGUUCAAAUUUGGUGAUUUGAGGCCUAAACAUCCCUGUUAUCUUUUUUUUUUUUUUUUUUUUUUUUUUUUAAGGUAAUUUAUUAAAAACUGAGGUCAAAGAAAUCAGAUUAGAAAUGAAGGAGCUGUUUGGGUCUCAGUUCCUCACCAAAGGUCAGUAUGAUGUGUAACCUGUUUCCUUUUGAAACACUGGAAUCAGGAACUAAUCAGGUUUUAGUAAGGACAUUUUAUUAUUGUGUUUAGGACACACCAAACUGGUUAGUGUUUAAAUACUUCUGGAGGAUUUGUAGCCCCACCUUGCAUUUAAAUGGUCUUCCUUAGGUUCUCAUACUUGCCUUGCUUUAGUGACCGACUGCAUGAUAAAAGGCCUACUACACCGGACAUGUCAGAUGGGCAGAUUCCAAACAACCAAUAGCUCUGGGUUUAACCGUUACUGCUGUGAAGGUCUGGAAGAUGUUUAAAGGGACUGAAUGGUGUGUGUGGGGGGUCUAUAUCAGUUUAUUAUGGGUAUUAAUUGUUUAAACUUGUUAGCUGCAGUAUGAGUGCGUCGUAAUAUCUGUGCCGUAUGUUGUCAGUGUGCUGUGUGUAUGCUGUGUGUUUGUCAGUCACUGGUUUGGGGGGGGAUUUUUUUCUUCUGGUUGUGAAUCUAAACAGGGUUCAGAAAUCUGACACUUUUUCCCCUCAUGUCCUCUUGAGUCUCUCUGGUUUUCAUCAGUUCUUGGCUUGCUGCCUCCUCCUUCCCUCUGCUGAUCAAUGGAAGAAAGACUGAAUUGUGUUUGAUAACAGAAUUCAAAGCAGGGACCCGAAUAUUAAGCUGCAGGCUGAGACUUGGCAUCCAGUACUUCUGCCCUUUUCCCACGAUUGGCUCCAGCAGAGAGUACCCUUUGCAAUUAGUGUCUAGCUUGUCCACAUGUUGGAGUAUUCUAAGUUUGCAUUCCUAUAGCUCCAGGCAGGACAUGCGAUGCUCCUGGCAUUUUUUUUUUUUUUUUUUUUAAUGUCCUUGGUGUGUUUUGCAAGUAUUUGCGGGUAUAUCAUUAAGACUGAUCACUGUAAUGAAGGAUAACUCCACUUUACUUUUGUACUUCAGAGUUUUAGAGAUAUAGUAGCAGUUCAAGAGUUCUAUUUAGAUUUUUAUUGAAUAGAGAAUGAAAGCUGUUGAGUGUAAAUGGUAGAUUAUAUUCUUUGUAAGUAAAUUGCCUUUGUUUAUGUUCAACCAACAGAACUAAUGAGCUGAAUGGUUACAAGGUCAAACUGAACACAUUUCAUUAGUUACUUAGGCUCAGAGUCGUUUGGUCUCUCAUGUGCUUGGUAAUUUACUGAAAAUGAGACUUGUGUGUGCUCCUUUAAAUGUCUUCACGAACCCGGUGAAAUGAACUGAGUCGGGCAGUCUCAGUCGAGGCCCUAACGGUGGCAGCUUGUUCUAAAAUGUAACGUCUCCCUGUUCAUUUCUGUAGACAAAUCUGUGAUUGUGUGUAAUUAUUACAAUGCAAUGUUUUGUGUAAAUAAAAUGUUUUUUUAAUGACA
This is a messenger RNA of Archocentrus centrarchus (flier cichlid), 8400 nucleotides long. It is a transcript of the gene prr36a, whose product is annotated as proline rich 36a. The record is from RefSeq and is a predicted model, not a curated record. The transcript is spliced from 6 exons. Bases 461 to 4921 code for a protein of 1486 amino acids. Lineage: Eukaryota; Metazoa; Chordata; Actinopteri; Cichliformes; Cichlidae.